Molecule: messenger RNA, 1299 nt
Organism: Ambispora leptoticha
Lineage: Eukaryota; Fungi; Glomeromycota; Glomeromycetes; Archaeosporales; Ambisporaceae
Source: the annotation of a GenBank genome assembly
AUGGAAACGGCAACUCUAACAAGAAUUAACAUGACAGCCCCAAGUUUUACUGCUUCAGUUCCACAAAAGCCUCGAUCACAUUUAUUCACCUGCCUAGCGUGUCAAGUUGCUUUCCCAGUAGCGGACCUUCAAAGGGAACAUUACGGGACAGACUGGCAUCGUUAUAAUUUGAAACGUAAAGUUGCAGAAUUGCCUCCCGUUACCGCCGAAGUUUUUGCACAAAAGGUGUUAGCGCAACAGGUGCAGAAUAGAGAUCAUGAGGCUAAAGCAUCGUUUUCUGCGGCAUGUGAUGCAUGCGGUAAAACGUAUUACUCGGAAAAUGCUUAUGCCAAUCAUUUGCAAUCAAAUAAACAUAAAUUGGCUGAUAUUAAGGCUGCACAAAAUGGGAAUAAACAAUCAAAGAAACCAUUAACAGAAGGAAAUCUUGGUGCAAAUAAUACAAAUAAUACCAAUAAAGAUGUAUCCACCAAUAUGAUCACCGAGGAAACAACAGAUGCUGAACUUCAAGAAAUAAUAGACAAAAAAAUAGCAUCAGCUGUGAAGCUUACCGAGCUGGACUGUUUAUUUUGUGUUCACAAAUCAUCGACAUUCGAAUUAAAUCUUAAACACAUGACUAAAGCUCAUAGCUUUUUUAUCCCGGAUAUAGAAUAUUUGGUAGACUUGCGUGGGUUAAUAAAAUAUCUCGGCGAGAAAAUCACAGUUGGGAAUAUUUGUUUGUUCUGUAAUGGUCGUGGCAGGGGAUUGAGAAGUCUGGAAGCUAUUGAUAAAGGUCAUUGCAUGCUUGCGUAUGAUCGCGAGGAAGAUAUUAUGGAUAUUGUUGACUAUUAUGAUUUCACUUCAAGUUAUCCAGAUGAAGAAUGGGAGGAUGUAGAGGACGAUGAAGAGGGAGAGGAUGAAGAAAUCCUGAUUAAAGAUACAUCUGGUGAGAUUAGUGCAAGAAAUUUAUCUGAAAGAGCCGACGUAUUUUAUACAGAUAAUGAAACAGAAUUAAUAUUGCCGUCAGGCGCACGUAUUGGACAUCGCUCUCUGCGGCGAUACUAUAAACAAUAUUUACGUCCUCGAGAGUCGCGAGAAAAAGCAACCGUGAAUCGGUUGCUUACGGAUUAUUCGCGUGAUUUCGGUUACAAACGCACAUCAAGAACCCGUGAAUCCGGGAUUAUGGUAACACAUCCGGCUAAUAAAGGAGGUGCAGCGACGCGUGUUGCAUUCAAGGAUAAACGAAGGCAACAUGAAUUUGAUGUACGCGUUGGUAUCAAAGCAAAUAAGUUACAGCGUCAUUUCCGCGCUCAAACGUUUUAG